Messenger RNA from Lathyrus sativus (Indian pea), 291 nucleotides. The record is from the annotation of a GenBank genome assembly. NCBI's taxonomy places the organism in Eukaryota, Viridiplantae, Streptophyta, Magnoliopsida, Fabales, Fabaceae.
AUGAAAGAAAGAAACAAAGGGCAUGUUCCAUUGGUAGUAGGAAAAGGGAAAGAAAAAGACAUGGAAAGGAUUUGGGUGAGCAUCAAAGGGAUUCAUCAUCCCAAAAUUGUUGACUUGUUAGAACAAUCAGCUAAAGAGUAUGGAUACAAGCAGCAAGGUGUUCUUAGAAUCAGAUGUGAUGUUGACAACUUCAAAGCCAUUAUACAAAGUGAUGAGAUCAAUUUGGAGCUAGUGGAUGAAUUCUUUUCGUUAAGUAAUUUUAAUUUCUUUUUAAGAAAUUUCAUUCUUUAG